Lodderomyces margitis is the source of this 492-nucleotide messenger RNA. It is a transcript of the gene VMA11, whose product is annotated as H(+)-transporting V0 sector ATPase subunit c'. Lineage: Eukaryota; Fungi; Ascomycota; Pichiomycetes; Serinales; Debaryomycetaceae. Gene Ontology annotation, molecular function: proton-transporting ATPase activity, rotational mechanism. Bases 1 to 492 code for a protein of 163 amino acids. Gene Ontology annotation, cellular component: proton-transporting V-type ATPase, V0 domain. The transcript has a single exon. The record is from RefSeq and is a predicted model, not a curated record. Gene Ontology annotation, biological process: proton transmembrane transport.
AUGACAGACGUAUUGGGAGAUGAAUACUAUCCUUCAUUUGCACCAUUUCUUGGAUUCGGGGGAUGUGCAGCAGCAAUGAUGUUAUCGUGUGCUGGUGCAGCAAUUGGAACUGCUAAAUCAGGAAUUGGUAUUGCUGGUAUAGGUACAUUUACUCCAGAAUUGAUUAUGAAGUCAUUAAUACCAGUGGUGAUGUCAGGUAUAUUGUCAGUUUAUGGCUUAGUAGUGGCAGUAUUGAUUGCGGGUGGAUUGUCACCCACCGAAAAAUACUCAUUAUUCAAUGGAUGCAUGCAUCUAGCUUGUGGGUUAACGGUAGGAUUUGCGUGUUUGGCAUCGGGGUAUGCCAUUGGCAUUGUUGGGGAUGAGGGAGUAAGGCAGUUUAUGCAUCAACCGAGGUUAUUUGUGGGAAUUGUUUUGAUCCUUAUUUUUGCUGAAGUUUUGGGUUUGUACGGAAUGAUCAUUGCAUUAAUUUUGAAUACCAAGGGGAGUGGAUAA